This is a messenger RNA of Coccidioides posadasii C735 delta SOWgp, 1939 nucleotides long. The record is from RefSeq and is a predicted model, not a curated record. Lineage: Eukaryota; Fungi; Ascomycota; Eurotiomycetes; Onygenales; Onygenaceae.
AUUAAGCCCUCCAAUACUGCAACAACUGUGCGUGGUGGCGGUUUUGUCAAGAGAGGCACACAGAGAGAGGGAGACAGACAUCAAGUUCCUGGUCUGGAAUUGUGGCUGCAGCCUGCUUAGAGACACGACGUCCACCCCCUAACCCCACGCACCGACCAGGGUUCGCCCGUCUGGCUCUUCUCUGCGGUGCUCCCUUCAUUUUUGCCCCUGUUUUGCUUUUUUAGGCGCAGCGUCGUUCUCGCCCGCCCAGCCCGGUUUCAGGCAGCCAGCCAAGCACGGCGAUCACAUGCUCGGCGCGGAUUCGCCCGCAGCUCCCAACCGCUAGUCCCGAUCCGACUAGCCUAUCAUUAUUCGGCAAAUCUUUUAUCCGAGUAGUCUCGAGCACGUGACCACGACGCUCUCCGCCCGGCAGAAUCGUCCACAAAACGACGCGAUGGACGCCGCGACCGACUCAAACCCUCAACCGCCGGUCGAACCGCCGGCACCCUCGUUCUCAACCGACUACUGGAAUAGCGUGAACUCCAUAUAUCCGUCCAACCAGCCCCACGACCAGCCUUUUGGCAUCGGGUGGGAUCACCCCGUUUUCCAGCAACAUGACUCGCAUCCACAUCCGCAUUCCCAUCCACACCCGCACCCACACCCUCAGUCGCAGACGCCCGACCUGUAUGCUCAUCCUCAGCACGCAUGGCACCAACCUCCGAUCCAGCAGGGCGUGGUUACCGAGCCACAGCAGAACUUCGAACUUCAGAGCCAUUUUCGAAUGACCUCCUAUCAGCAGCCACCUCAGCAAUCCCCCCCCCCGUCCUACGAUAAUCCACCACAACCCAACCCGGCAUAUCCAACGUACUCCUUCGAACCAGCUCCCUAUUACCAGAACUCUCUCCCGGCCCAUAACACAUCGUUUGCACAAUCUCAGGUGGAUCUGCAAAGGGCCACUCUACAAAAUGUCACAGACAAUUCUCUUGAAAGCCAUCCCGCCCCUUAUGCCGCUCCUCCACCUCUACAACCGAAUAUCCAGCCGCGACCGGUUGCGUUCGCCUCCACAUAUCCGACCCCUAGCUAUCACAAUACCAUUGAUCCUCAGUUUCUUACAGCUACCCGACAUUCCAUGCUUCAGCCUGACCAGGGCCAGAGAAAUGUCUUCGUUGUCAACCCGGCAGAUCUUGAACGCACUAAUACUACGAGAAAUGUCCAGGUUCCGAAUGGCAGCGUGGCCAAAUCCACUGUCCUCUCAUCCCAACACGCAAACCUCAUCCAACCGCAGCUGAUUAAAAAUGGAAUCCCGGCGAUUCCCAAGCCAAUUCAACCACGUAAGAAAAAAGAACCUGUGGCCAAGGCGAAGGCCCCCGCAAAAAAGGAUCAGGUCAAAAUAGUAAAGCAGGAUGGCGAUCGCAUCUCCGACAGCGACACCUCAUCAGAUUCUGAGACGGAAGGAGCGCCGGAGCAGUCGCCUCUUCCUCUAUCGCGACCUACCGACCUCGAUGGUGGCGUCAAAUAUGACGCAAUGAAAAUUGUCUGGUUUCCGAGGAACCGACAGCCAUCAGCUCCCGCUAUACGAAACGCGAUGGUUUUAUUCUCAGACCUAGUAAAAGGUGUACGCGACGUUUGGAAGUCUCGGAGUGAGGCUCUCAAAGCUGCAGAAAAUCAAAAUCAAGAGGAUAAGAUCCCGGCAAUCAAAAGAGAGGUCAUCAUGCAGCGACGAUUGCUGGAUAUCAUCAUCAACACCACUCUUGUCAACGGCCACCCUUCUUAUGUUCAAAGGUACGUACUUUUUCGAUACUUUUUUCUCCUCCUUCAUGGCUGGCUGCUUCGUCAGUUUGUCGAUAGAAGCUUGAAACAAAAUGGAGAAAGGUUAUUAUGUAGCCAUGUCAAUGUCUGGACUUCCAGCAUGUCAUCUCAAUCUAAGAAACGAACGCUGCCAUUUCUAACAAGGGCAUAA